UUUAAAAUUUUAUGAGAUCUAGUCUUUUUUAUGAAAAUAUUCAAUUGUGGAAUCAAAAAUUUCAAUAAACUUUCGGUGCAAAAUUCUUGAUAAUGUAUUAAAACCUAAUAUCGCCAAGCAAACAAAAUUACAGCUUUUUUGAGGGUAUUGCAACAUCGGUAAGCUUUUCAAAUACAAAGUGAGAGCGAGAGUUGGAGCAGUGGGAGAGAGAUAGGAAGAGAAGAGUACGAGCGUUGGAAUGGCAAAGCAAAGCAUAAACUACGAUUAACGGCGACUGUUGCCGGUGCCGGCAAGAGCGAGAGUGACAAAGAGAGAGAGAGAGCGCGCGAGCGAGAGAGUAAGAGUGAGAGAAUUCUUUUCUUACUACCGCGUCGUCUGAACGUAGUUUCAUUAUAGAAAACCACGUUGCGUCGAUCGGACACGCGCUGCGCUUGAUCCGAAACCAUUGAAAUUGUACAGCCAAAGCCAAAGUCAAGUCAAUCGGAACAGCAGUCGCUGCACCAGCCAAAGUCGAGCUAAUGGAGGCCAUGAAGAAAUUAGAUGCGGAUCUGGUGGCAUUAUUUGCCACCGCCGGUGAGCCCAAAAUGGAGCAACUAAAGAAGAAGCAACAGCAACAACUGUGGCCGGAGCCGGAGCUUGCGGAUCAGGAAUUGCCCACAGUGGAGGAAGAAGAUCAAGAGCAGCUGCUGCAGGAACAAGAACUGGCAACGCCGGAACUGUUCAAGAAGGUGAACGCAGUGCAGCUUCAUUUGGAGGCCUUGACACUACAACCGGAGGGCACCAAGCGCAUGGAGUUGCUGCAGAACGAAGUGCGUCCCAUCUUCACAGUCGAGUGUCAGCUGUCCGAUGAUUUGAUUCGUUCCGUGCCCCGCACUCCUAUGUUUCACCUGAUGCAAUUCGAGUCGGAGAAGUUCCAGAGUCUUACGCAAUGCACUCGCUUCGGACAGACGCAGCAGCGUGAGGUGCAUCUGCAGGAGAUGGCUGCCGAUCAGGAGAUGAUGAUGGGCAGCAUUUAUUUUACCAUUUGGUGGCGUGAACCCGGCACUUGUCUCAACGAGCUGCUCGGCAUGGGUCGCCUGCCACUGGCAGAGCUUUAUCAGGCAUCGCUGUUGGAGCAAUGCAAGUGCAUUGUGAUUCAACGGCGUGAUGUCCAUUUGGCCAGCUUGUAUCUGAAGAUUAGCCUGCGGGCCGAUCAGCAAUUGAUGCUCUGCAAGGCUUUGGCCGAGAGCAACAACAACAAUAACAACAACAGCAAUGACAAGAACUACCACAGCGCAGCUGCCGCAGCCAACAACAAUAAGAACAAUAACAGCAACAACAACAACAAUAGCAACAACAACAGCAACGAAAGCAAUUCAACUAAGGCAGCUUCAACACCAACGCCGCCAGAGCCAAUUAAAAAUAAUAACAACAAAGCCACAUUGGACAGCGUGAAUUUCAUGGCCGAGACGACCAAAGUGCGUUUGCUGCGUGGCUAUAUCUACGCCAGCGAGACGCGACAUCUGUCAGCAGCCGAUGCCGAUGCCUGCAAGGAGCUGGUGCUGCAACCGUUUUGGCAAUCCGAGUCGCUGACGGUGCCCGUUAAUCCGCAAGGCAAUUUCCAGCUCCAAGAGCAAUUUGCCAUCAUCAACGAUGAGAAGUUUCUGCACAGCGUGGAGCGACAGCAGCUGGUCCUGGACCUGCGUCCACUGGGUGGCAAAGCGAAGCUGCCACUGCAUCAGUUCUACAUCGCUUACAAAGACGCCAGCAUCACCAAUCACUUGUUCAAGGGCAAACUACCUGUGAUUUCGAUUGAUGGCUGGACUCCCAUUGUGCACCCGGAGACACAAGCACAGCUGGGUGAACUUAAGGUGCUGCUGGCCAUUGGCAGCGAGGCGCAGAUAGCGCAAUUGAAGCAGCUACGUGGCUUUGAUCAGGAAAACAAUCAAGAACAGCCGCAGCGACGCACCUCAGAUCUGCUUGACAUGCUGCAGAAUGCACUCAGUGCUCCGGUGCCAACGCCGCUUCCCCCGCCAGCUGUGGUGGGCAAUAAAUUCAGCUUCAGCUUGCAUAUUGUGGGUGCAGCGGGGCUGCCUUUAAAUCCCGGCUAUGGCAAAUCGGGCAAGAAGCAGGCCAAACGUCAGGCGGCUGCCAAACGUUUUCCGCCCAACGAGCCGCCCAACACGUAUGUGACAUUUCAGGCGUUGGGCUGCAAUGCACAGACAUACAAGUCGCACGAGGGCUUGGUCUACGCCACGCCCAUUGUGGAGCGUUCAACGACACCGCAGUGGCACAGCAAAUUCCAGGUGGAAAUCGGCGCCGACUACUUAAGCAAUCCACAAAAGCUCUUUGUGCUCAAGCUCUGGAAGAAGACAGCUUUGAGCGCUGGAACAAGCACGGAACCCACACCUCUAGAGGAUGCCAUAAUUGGUUUUGCUGCCCUUAAUCUCAAUCGCAGUAACACUGGCGGCUUUCCCAGUGGCUGGCACAACAUCGUAGACUUCAAUGGCCGCGUCACUGGCGGCUUGGAGAUCCAUGUGCAACCGAUGCCAGCUGCGACUGCAUCGGGGGGCAAUGUGGACAAUGCCAUCGAUCAGUUUGAGCAAACGCUGGAGCUGCGACAUUUGCAGCUCGGUCAGGCCAUAAAGCGAAAGUAUACAGAGCUGGAGCAAAUCUCAAAUAGAUUGCGCACACGUCUCGUUGAUGUGACGGGUCAGCCACUGCAAUCGCAAGGGCUUGAUGUGGACGCUGUCUUGGGUAAUUGGCAGCCGGAUGAAAUGCAGCAGGGAUUCGACGAUGAUGAGUUGGUGGCAGAUUUCGAGCGUGCUCUGCGCACGCCAACACCACCGUUAGAUUCGACGGAUGCCACAGAGAUAGCGGAGUCAGCACAACCCACCGCACAAAGCCGCCAUCCUGCCGACGAUGCUGGCAAGGAAUAGCCCAUGCUAAGGCUCAAUUAUCUAGCGUAUACUAGAAGAUAUAGUCAAAACUCUUUUUCACUCUCUCGAUGUCUACGAAACAGGCUCAAACGUAGUUAUAUGAUCUUUAGAUAACCGUCUAUACACACCAUACAUACAUACAAUUAUAUAAACCUAGUUCUAUAUAUACACACCCGUGCGCAUUAAUAUAUAUAUUAUCAUGUGCUGUACUUAAAUUGGCAAAUCGUUUUGCCAUCAAUUCACUCACCUUUCAAUAUGGCUGUCUGUCUCUUAGCAAGAAAUCAAAGCUCGUAAUGAAUCGAUCACCAGUCGAUCGGUUCGUUCUCACUUGUCAACAAUGAACAUACAACAAUAAUUUUUCAUUAUUGUGCAAGUCAAACUGCGUUAUUUAAAAUAUCCGACAGCAGAACCCCUCCCAAAAAAAUGAAGAAAAAACAAAAAACAAAGUUUUGGCAUGAGUUGUUGCCAUAUAUGUAUUAGUUUUGAAACUGUGUUAAUCACCUAAGUAUUUAGUCACUAUUACUUAAUACAAAUUAAAUGCUAUGCAACAUAAUAAAA
Drosophila albomicans is the source of this 3476-nucleotide messenger RNA. RefSeq names its product C2 domain-containing protein 3. The transcript is spliced from 6 exons. Gene Ontology annotation, biological process: centriole elongation; cilium assembly. The record is from RefSeq and is a predicted model, not a curated record. Gene Ontology annotation, cellular component: centriole; centriolar satellite. The coding region runs from base 519 to 2918 and encodes 799 amino acids. NCBI's taxonomy places the organism in Eukaryota, Metazoa, Arthropoda, Insecta, Diptera, Drosophilidae.